AAGCAGCAGGCAGGCAGUGAGGUGCCUUCUCGUGUUGGUGGCAACACUUCGUCUUCUCAUGCAACGUCUCGAUGCUUCCCCCCCAUCACCGCUUCUUUCACACGCCAUACACGCCAUGCACACCACCACAGCCCAUGUCGUGUUACCUCACGCACCGCAAUCACCUCUCUCUCCAUGCCAGGGUUCACGAUGGAUUCUGCGGGCGGCCCGCCGGUCGCAUGCGAGGCAGGCUUCGACACCCUUCUUCGCCAACUGCCUUCGAUAGCUUGGCUUGAAGCUCGAUCGAGAAGCGGAGUCGUAUCGGUUGACUUCAAGGAACCCUGGCUCUCUUUCUCUGGUACGACGACCUCCGUUGGAAUACCCCCUCCGAGAUUACAGAAAGAUAUCGAGCAACGGAUUGGGCCUCUUGGGGAAAUGAUUUGCCUUUUGGAGCUGCGGUCGAGGAGGGAAAGAACACGUUUGCGGAAGAGGGGAUGA
Molecule: messenger RNA, 477 nt
Organism: Colletotrichum abscissum
Lineage: Eukaryota; Fungi; Ascomycota; Sordariomycetes; Glomerellales; Glomerellaceae
Exons: 1
Source: RefSeq, a predicted model, not a curated record